AUGCUACUUGUAGAUCGUAUACUGAGGGCACCAGAUCCUUCGUCAAUAUACUUCAGAGGAUUCUACUUUUCUGGACAGGAGCCGGAAAGAGUUCUCAUAAUUACCCCUACAUGUCUGUUGCACUGCUGGGAUCCCGAGAGAGAACACAUCAGCCACUAUACAAGUAGCUCUGGGCUACGAGUUUUCGUUGGCCUGGCCUAUCAGAUCGGUCUUCAUCGAGAACCACUGUAA
Plenodomus lingam JN3 is the source of this 231-nucleotide messenger RNA. The record is from RefSeq and is a predicted model, not a curated record. NCBI's taxonomy places the organism in Eukaryota, Fungi, Ascomycota, Dothideomycetes, Pleosporales, Leptosphaeriaceae.